AUGCCUCUGUUCAGUUUCCCGUCAACUACCCAGCGACGGACAGAAAUGGAAUCGAACGCCUUGAAGAGAAGCCACGACGACUUCUCCGGUGAUGAGGUCACCGUUGAAGAUCGUGGCCUUGAUGCUGGCGUCAAGCAACAGGCCACCGAGCCAGCCAGACAGUUCCACACGAGCAAAGCCAUGACUCCCGACGUCGACAUCGCACGUGUCUCUUCCUCUCCCCUGAGUAGCCCAGGCUCUCCUCUCAGCGACAUCGGCACCUGCACGCCGCCUCGAGGCUCACCAUCUCCUCGCGCUACACCGACCAAGGCCGCUUCAGACAAGUUGGCCACCGCUGCCUCGAAACCUCCCGCCUCGGCAUCCAAGACCUCAGCUCAGCCCCCCGCCAAGCGAAAGCGCCGUACCGCCGCAGAGAAAGAAGCUGAAGAGAGGGAAAAGGCACAGAAGAAGAAGGAGCGUGAGGAACUGAAGGAGGCGAAGCAGAUUUCAAAGGCAAUCGAAAAGGCAAAGGUCGACGCGGAAAAACAGGCUAAGCAGGCCGAAAAGGCAAAGGCCGAGGCCGAGAAGCAGGCCAAGAUAGAUGAGAAACGCCGCAAGAAGGAAGAAGAGGAACGGAAGGCCCGCGAGGAAAAGGAGAAGAAGGAGCGUGCUCAACCAAAGCUCAUCUCAUUCUUCUCAAAAACACCAGCAACUCCGAAAAAGGAGACACCCGCUACCAGCACAAAAACCGAAAGCCCCGUCAAGGCUCCUAUUGCAGACUCGACGAAAUCACCAGCCGCAAAAGAAGAAAAGUCGGAAUAUGAGAAGCGAUUCAAGCCUUUCUUCGUUCACGAGACGGUCCGCAUGGCCAAGAGCCCCUUUGAGAUGGACGAGGAGACGCAAGUCGCCAAAUCGACAAUACUGGAGGAAUUCUUCCAAGGCAAGAGAACAAAAGAAAUUCGCAAGGGCGACUUCGACCCUGUCGAGGCCCUUCAACUGCCCAGCCGCCCCGCACCUCGUGGCAGAAUCUAUCCGCCCGUCAAAUACACCGUAGAGAAAAUGCGGAAACUCACACAAAAGGCUGAGGGUGCAAGCGAAGAAGACAAGAAGGCCAUCAUGAAGGAGACCACGGAUGCCCUCAGAAAUAUCCCAAUUAAGACCCUGCGAUUCUGGCAGGAUGUACGCCCACCCUACAAAGGAACCGUCACUCUCAGACCCUAUCAGGCUGGUAAGGACGGCAUGCGGCGACUCGCACGAAAACCGACCCUCCGCGACCUGAUGCCUAUCAACUACGACCAUGACUCGGAAGCUGAGUGGGAGAGCGAGGGAGAAGACGUCGACAUCGACGACGACGAUGAGGAGGACUUGGAUGGCGAUGACGACAUGGACGAGUUCCUCGACGAUUCAGAGGACACUGGUCCCGCUCGAUAUGUAAGUGCCAAUGGUCUCGAACCGGUCAGCACCGGUCUCUGCUGGGAGGAUCGCAAGCGCAUGGGGCCCGUACGUACCGUGUACGAGCAUCGGAUGGAGUUCAUUCUCGAGAGCCUCGACCGCCACUCAGGCAUCGACCCCUUUUCGACCAAGUACUGGGAACCGGAGCCCAAGCCAAAAGCCGCCAAGGCCACCAAAGACAAGGCGUCCAAGGAGAAGGCGUCUAAGGAGAAGGUUGUGGCGGAAUCCUCAACGCCGGCCAACGCUUUCCAGGCGCUGGGCGCCAAGAAUAACGCACAAUCUCUACCCAAGAAGCUCCUGGAAAACAACCAUUUGCAGGAACUCAAAAAGGUUAUCCAGGCGAACCCCAAGAUCGCCAAGGGUGGGCUGAUCGAUCUGUCGUACGUUGCGCUUGCCCACGCCAAGAUCUCACGCAGUGAAAUCAAGGAGGCCAUCGCGACGAUUGCCGAGCGCUCUGGCGGCCAAGGCCGAGCUGGCACCUGGGUUCUCAAGCCGUUAUAUCUCGACUGA
Messenger RNA from Colletotrichum truncatum, 1941 nucleotides. The record is from RefSeq and is a predicted model, not a curated record. NCBI's taxonomy places the organism in Eukaryota, Fungi, Ascomycota, Sordariomycetes, Glomerellales, Glomerellaceae.